Messenger RNA from Chelonia mydas (Green sea turtle), 3427 nucleotides. It is a transcript of the gene TNFRSF13B, whose product is annotated as TNF receptor superfamily member 13B. NCBI's taxonomy places the organism in Eukaryota, Metazoa, Chordata, Testudines, Cheloniidae. The transcript has 4 exons. Gene Ontology annotation, cellular component: plasma membrane. The coding region runs from base 2456 to 3205 and encodes 249 amino acids. The record is from RefSeq and is a predicted model, not a curated record.
GGUGAGGGGAGUGGGCUGGGAUUGGAGUCGGCAGAGGACAGCAGCGUCUGGUGCCAUGGGGCGGCUGGGGAGGUACGUGGCUGGUAAGAUCUCCUGCAAGGAGGGGAAGGCAGCCUCAUUUGCUUGGUAGCCUUUAAUUUACCUGCGUGCACACCCCACUGCCAUUUUGAAAACCCACCUACUGCUCCCUCGGGAGGCUGGGGGAGAGUGCACCCAGCCUGAGCGUCCAUACAAGACAUGGGAGGGGAAUGUAGCCCCUGCUCGUCCACAGCGGGGAGAUGAAACUGGGGCCACUGCUCUGCUCUUUAAUGUCUCUUCCUCAAGAGAGGGCAGGACGGUGUUACCCUGCUGCACGUGGCUAGGCUAGAUCGGGCUCAGCGCCUGCGGCGAGGGGUGCUAACAGUGCUAAGGUCCACGUGCUGUGAGUGCCUCUUUCAAACCAUCGAGUACCUCGCACCCCGUGAGCUUGAAAAGAUUUGGACCCUUGCCGACUGGAUGAUAGAGCAGGAGGUGAGGAGUCAGGCGUCCCGGGUUCCACCCCCAGCUCGGCUACUAGAGAAAGGCAGAGCACUAGGGCCGCAGAGAUGGUGUUAGUUACCGGGGUGCAGAUCCCCAGUCAAAGGCCACCCUUGGGCGACAAGAACACAGCAGGUUUCUAGAGUUAUGUGUUACGAGCAGCUGUUUGCACACUGGGUGUUGUGAAUGCUGGAAGCCAUAGUCCCAGCCCAGGAAGGGAGGAGGUGCUGAGCUCUGCUGUGUGGCUGCAGCACUGAAAACCCCAGCUGUGCUGCCAGACAAGAAGCCGCACUUUUGUUAUUGCUGAAGACCUGCCUGGGUGAGAAAAGAUCAAAGAGAUUGUCCAGGACGGGCAAUAGAACAGCAGCUAUGGGCAAACCCACAACCUCAGAGCCAAACCCUUUCCAAAUAUCCAGGGGGUUUGGGAUCAGAUCGCAGCACCCGGAAUUACCCAGGUGGUUUUGGCUUCGUGUUCCGGUUGGGGCCUAGGUUCUGGUUUGGACCCCGCCAUGAUCUCGCAAGCACAUGUUCAUGGGCAAUCUCAGGCCCACGUGGCACCGUCCAGCCCUCGUCACUGUCACGUUCAAGAUGGCAGAAUUCUCCUCAAACCCCAAGCGUCUGCUCUUGGGUAGCAGCUUCUUGCCAGAAGAGCUGAUGAGACCAGAGGGCCCCUGAGCCCAAGCCUGCUCUGGAGAGCAGCUCCUUGGCCAUUCUCUAUUUAAGUAGAAACAAUUUCCGACAUGAAUGUGAACAACUGUGUUGCCAUUGAAGACUGUCUGGUCAGAUUCUCUACUGCCUUUCACCUUGUGUGGUUAUUUAUAGUCGUGCAAAGCAGGGGUAAUACUCCACCCUGUCAGAAUGGGAGCAUUUUACAUCCACUUGGCUCUGAUAUAAUGGGCACCCCAAGGCACAUGGUUGGAGAAUCAGGCCUCAGGCACCUUAGAAGGGGAAGCUCCUGGAAGUCGCAGGGCACGCUAGCAAGCUCUUUGCCCUCAGCCUUAGGUCUGUUCCCUUUACAGGUAAGGAGACACUUUGAUCUAGGCCUCCUCGAUACCGCAAAUACAGCUGGGUCCAGGGCCCCACUUCUCAGCUAGCUGACCCUGGAUGUGAUUAAAACCCAGUUCUGUUUGGCAGCACUGCUAGGAACUCGUUAGUCAGAUCCACAGCCCUGGUUCUGCCCUUUGUUGGGUCCCCUGGAAGCAGCUGCAUUUGCAGCACACUCCAAGGCCUCCUGCAUUAGAGUAGCUUGAUGGGGGCUCAGUUGAUACAAAAGUGCAUGGCUGGUUGUGUCUCACUGGAACACGGUUGUCUGCGGAGCCCUUCCUAUUUGUAAAUUUCACAUCUUCAUCAUGCCUGACCUUUUCUUCUGGCAGCUUAGCCCUUUCUGCAUUUGUUCAAUCAUAUCUGACGAAAAGCCAUUCUCUCUCUCUCUCUCUCUCUCUCUCACACACACACACAGAACAUGCAACUUGCUCACACAAACACAGGGAACAUGCAGCUCACACACACACAUGGAAUGUGCAGCUCACAAAGUGGAGCAAGGGAGGCCUGGCACCAUGCCACUGGAAUAAAUGGAAGUUAGGUACCUAACUACUUUUGUGAUGCUGGGCCCUUCUCAUCUAAAUCCCGAGGAGGAUGGGAAUAGGAAGGGGUUGCCAUGGGAAUCAGGACGUUCUUCCCAGGGUCACAGCCUGGACUGUCCUUGGAAGAAUAAGCAAAGGCUGGUGACGGGUGGUUGCAGCUCCAGGCCCUCAGUUGAUCCAACUCUGGAACAACUCCCCAGGAACACUCAUGUUCAUCCCUAAGGCCCGUGCAGGAGAAUAUGUCCACUGUCAAGCACGCUCCGUGCUAAUUAACCAGGUGGCUCCUCUCCAGCCCUCAAGGCUGCCAGGUUUGGGGUGUCUCCAGAUCUCCCCCCAUCCCCUUCUGUUUUGCAGACAUGCUUUCAAUGUGCCCAAGGUGGAAGGCCAUGACCAACUGCACAGAGCAGCAGUACUGGGACAAUCUCCUGUGUCAAUGCAUCUCCUGCAGAGUUGCAUGUAAUCGGCCUAUUGUGGAGAGAUGCACUACCUUCUGCGCAUCAAUGGAAUGCAGCAAGCAAGCCGGCUUCUACUAUGACGAGCUCUUGAGAAGAUGCAUCAACUGCUCGGGCAUCUGUGGGCAGCACCCAAGCCAGUGUGUCCAGUUUUGUGAGAAUAAACUAGUAACUACCUCAUCCCAAAUGGCUCCUCUGGAGCAGAAGCUAGGCAGUGAUCAGGACCAAUGGUUGGUUGUCUACCUGCUGCUGGCGCUCUGCCUUUGCACCGUGAUCUUCUCUUUGCUGGUGGGCUGGACCCACUUCAAAAGGAGGGGAGCGGAGGUCUCCUGCCAGCCCACCCCUGGGACCUGCCACAAGAGAGAGGAUUCCUCAAAAGAUCACUUAGUGGAAGUGGGGAGCGUUGGAGGCGGAUCCACUGGGAGCAGACUACCAGAGCCUGUGGAAACCUGUGGCUUCUGCUUCCCUGAACAAGGGCCUGCCAUGCAGGAGACCAAACCAUGUCACAGCUCCUUCUAUCAUCCUGGAGCAAGGGCUACUGCCUUGCAGGCUGGGAUAUCCAGCACAGGAAGUGCUGGGGCUAUCCCUGCCCCUGAGGAUGGCCAUUUCAAAAUCAUAUGCUCUCCAUCACAAGAGAAGACACCGAUGACAUGAACUCAUUGAGCAAUGUGGUGAUCAAGGAGAGAGGUAACACUCCCUGCACUCAGAAUAAAGCUGCUUGCAUUUGAUCCUUGCUGUCCAUCUUCAGUAAAACACAACUGUACCUUGCCUGCCAGUCACGAUAGAAGCUACCUUCACACCAUGGAAACAGACUGUGGACAGUCACUAUUUUCCUCUACUAUGGAAAUAAAAUUCUCAUGAUUGUUAUGCACUCAC